Messenger RNA from Sander lucioperca (pikeperch), 2616 nucleotides. It is a transcript of the gene blzf1, whose product is annotated as basic leucine zipper nuclear factor 1. Bases 284 to 1489 code for a protein of 401 amino acids. Gene Ontology annotation, cellular component: Golgi membrane. The record is from RefSeq and is a predicted model, not a curated record. NCBI's taxonomy places the organism in Eukaryota, Metazoa, Chordata, Actinopteri, Perciformes, Percidae. Gene Ontology annotation, biological process: Golgi to plasma membrane protein transport; Golgi organization. The transcript has 7 exons.
UGAACUCCCUGUGGCCUUUAGUUUGCAAAAGAGGAGGUGUUUCUCUAUUGUGUUUCGUGGCAGGAAGUGUUGCCUGAGACACAGACCCAGGGCAGAAAUCGCCCCUUUCAUCUCGUCAGAUCAGGCCAACUGUGUCCGGUGACAAAAUAAACAGCUUGCUUGUAGCUGCUGCUUACAGCGAAUUAAUCGAGGAGGUUGGACCCAGUUAGCCGGCUGGACGACGAUUCACCUGGUUUCACCUGAACUGUAACGGACUUCCUUCUCAACUAACAGCACCUCCACCAUGACCGCUGCUGUGAGAGGCCCUGCCAGUGUGCCUAUCCGAGGCACUGGCGAUGGCAUGGAAACGGAAAAACCGCCCGCCGUCCUGGAGGUAAACACGGAGACGCUGCCACCAGGUCUGUCUGCAGUUCCCCUUCUGAAGGUGGCUAGCCCCAAACACUGUCCCAAAUCUACCCAUCCCGCUCCCCCCCAGCCUCUCGGGGUGCUCCACCUGGGCAGGGUGAGUCGAGAGGCCUGCACGGAGGUGGAGGCUGUGAGGAUCAUCGUCCCACGUGCUGCUAUUAGCCGGCACACCCGUACAAGACCUGUUGAGGGCAAAGGGGAGGCUGGGCAACAGGCUGAGGAGCAGGGCUCUCCCCCGCUGCCUCUGGUGGAGGACUGGAGAGGUCAGCUGGAUAAGCUGCAGAACUCUGAACGCAGGCUGCUGCAGGACAAGGAAGGGCUUUCUAAUCAGCUCCGUGUGCAGACAGAGGUGAACCGUGAGCUGAAGAAACUGCUGGUGGCGUCGGUGGGUGAUGACCUUCAGUACCACUUUGAGCGUAUGUCGCGGGAGAAGAACCAGCUGAUUCUGGAGAAUGAGGCUCUAGGCCGGAGUCUGGCACACACCGCAGAGCAGCUGGAGCGAAUGAGUAUCCAGUGUGACGUUUGGAGGAGCAAGUUCCUGGCCAGCAGAGUCAUGGCAGAGGAGCUGACGAAUGCCAGAGCAGCACUGCAGAGACAGACCAGGGAGGCACAAGGAGCUAUCCAGGACCUGCUGUUAGAGAGAGAAGAGUUCUCCAGCGACAUGGUGCUCACUCACAGAUCUCUGGAGCAGCUCCUGGUGUCCCUGCAGUGGGGUAGACCGCAGACAUACUACCCCAGUGCACAGCCCCUCAGCACAGGAGAUCUGGCAGCAGCUAAUCACAAGCUAGCAGACGCCAUCAACUCCCACCUGCUGGGUAACACCAGCAGCGCGGUGAAGAGCAGCAGUGCUACGGCGGAGCAUCUCUGCAGCACUCCGGCCGAGAAGAUGGCUGAGAAGGUGCUGAAGAAUUUAGAUCCAAUUUCCUGUUCAGAAAACACAGCAGACCCGCCGCUCAGCGACUCCACCCCCCCAAACUUUCUCAGCAAUAAGAAGAGCAUCGGCAGGUUUCACCCAUAUACCCGCUAUGAGAACAUUACUUUUAACUGCUGCGAGCGCUGCACCGGAGACAUCCUGGUGCUGUAGGGGUGGAGGAGCAGCAAAAUGUCCCCAUUUGGCACCAAUGCAGCAUCAGAGCUUUUUACGAAAUGACUGAGAUCUGAACGGGAGUGUACUCUGGAGGAUAUUGCUGUUUUGUGUCAACUUCUGCUCCUUCACUCAACACCAAAACAUUAGCUUCUCCAGCAGACAUUUCUUUUGUAUCAGCUACCCAUUUUAGUGCGUUGCAUCUCUGAUCUUUGGAUUUCCACAAUUUCAGAUGUUUUUAAACUUGAUCAACCUGCUGUUUAAUUUUGCUCACUUUAACCCGAAAAAAAAAUGGAGUUUGUUCAGGGAUCAUGAUGUGAAAGUGCCGAAAACCGAAUGCAUUUUAGAGCCAUUGUAGUCUGGUUUAAACUAUGGAAAAAAGGCUAUUUAUUGUGAGGUCAAGACGAGUCAGUGUUACGUGGUGAACAGACAGCGUCUGCUUAUUCAAACUUGAAUAUAAGGCUCGUGUAUUAAGUGUUUACAUAAUCUCAUAAGUCAAUGUGCAAACAAUAGAGCAAACGGGCUGUAUUGAUACGUUUGAGUUUUGACCGGGCUGGCUGUUACGGGAACACCCUCCAGGAAGUUAACAGACAUUGAGCUAAUUGUACAGUCGCACGUGCUCUGUACCUAUGUACCCAAUUUCUCGAUAUGAUGGUGCUAUUAUAUUGAAUUAAUAUAUUUUGUACAAUGCAUGCUGUAAAGGCGUCAUAAUAUACAUUGAAUGUUUUGGAAGUGAUUGACGGUACUACAAUAGAUUAUUAUUGUACACACUUGUGUGGCGUUAGAAAAAUUGAAAGCAACAUUAAAAAAAAAAAAAAAAAAAAGUAAAAUCCAAUAACAUUUGAAAUUACUAUUUUUGUUUGUCAUUCCUUUUGGGUGAUGUUUUUGUAAUUCAUUUUAAAAAGUUUUUUUUGCCUCAUGAAAUGACGAGUAAUGUAAUUGCACAUGUCUUUUUGCAAUUUUUUAAAAACCAAGUUGUAUAAUGUUGUGGUUUACCACAUCUGUUUGGAAAAGUUUGCAUUAAUGGUGACAGUAAAAGUCACAGUGAAAGCACACCAUAACAAAUAUUUAUACAUCUUUUUUCAUCCAUGUCAGACCAAAAUAAAGACCAAAGUAGUUUCUUUAAA